AUGAAAGAUCUCCUGAGCAUUCCCUUCGUACAAAUCUUCACCCUCGCAGCCCUCAGCUUGGCCGAGAAGCUUCCAAAAGCUCCCUUUAUCAGCACUCCUCUGGAAACGGUGGAUGCGCUGGUGGAGGACGUUGCCAAGUUCGUGUGUGUUGUGGAGUCAUACCCUGAGCCAGAGAUUACGUGGACACGCAACAGCAUUCCCAUCAGGCUGUUUGACACCCGGUACAGCAUACAGAGGAACGGGCAGCUCCUGACCAUUUUGAGUGUUGAGGACAGUGAUGACGGUGUGUAUUGCUGCACAGCGGACAAUGGGGUUGGAGUGGCCGCACAGAGCUGUGGGGCUCUGCAAGUGAAAAUGCGACCCAAAAUAACCCGACCUCCUAUAAAUGUGGAAAUAAUAGAAGGGUUAAAGGCUGUUCUUCCAUGCACUACAAUGGGGAAUCCAAAACCUUCUGUUUCAUGGAUCAAAGGAGAAACAGUUGUGAAGGAAAAUGUUCGUAUUGCUAUUCUUGAUUCAGGGAAUUUAAGGAUCCACAAUGUUCAGCGUGAAGAUGCUGGGCAGUAUCGAUGCGUAGCCAAGAACAGCCUGGGCACAGCCUAUUCAAAACCCGUAACAGUUGCAGUGGAAGUUUUUGCCAGAAUCCUGAAGGCUCCUGAAUCCCAUAAUAUCACCUUUGGGUCUGUGGUGACAUUGCGGUGCGCGGCAACAGGCAUUCCAGUCCCCACUGUCACCUGGCUUGAAAAUGGAAAAGCUGUUUCUGCAGGGUCCAUAGUGGAAAGUGUCAAGGACAGAGUGGUUGACUCCAGACUACAGGUAUACGUCCCCCCCCUUGGCUUUUUUUUUUUUUUAGCCACUAACAAACACAGCAAAACCUUUGGUGCCGCGAAAGCUGCAGCGACCAUCAGUGUUUCAGAGUGGAGCAAACUGUACAAGGGUGAUGCAGGCUACUGCAGCACAUACAGAGGUGAGGUGUGUAGUGCUAUCUUGCCGAAGAAUGCUCUUGUUUUCUUCAACUCCUCCUAUGCUGACCCAGAGGAGACCCAAGAGCUGCUUGUUCACACUGCCUGGACUGAACUGAAAAUGGUGAGUUCAUUCUGCCAACCAGCUGCUGAGUCUCUGCUGUGUAACUACAUCUUCCAGGAGUGCAAUCCCUCGGGAGCUGGGCCGGCUCCAAAACCAGUGUGCAGAGAGAAUUGCCUUGCUGUAAAGGAUCUCUACUGCUUUAAGGAAUGGCUCUCAAUGGAGGAAAACUCGCAGAAGGGGAUUUACAAGCCAGGGCUGAUGCUGCUCACUCUUCCUGAAUGCAACAGGCUGCCCAGCCUGCACCAGGACCCCAGCGCCUGCACCAGGAUCCCUUUCUUCGAUUUUAAGAAGGAGAAUAUAACCAGGACUUGCUACAACGGCAAUGGCCGGUUCUACCAGGGUUGGGCCAAUGUUACGGCCUCCGGCAUCCCCUGCCAGAAGUGGAGCGACCAGGUUCCUCACUUACACAGGAGGACUCCUCAAGUUUUCCCUGAGCUGUCUGGUGCAGAGAAUUACUGCCGUAAUCCAGGAGGUGAAAAUGAACGUCCCUGGUGUUAUACAAAAGACCCAUCUGUGAACUGGGAAUACUGCAGCGUGUCUCCUUGUGGAGAUGCAUCAUUAUCACUAGGAACAAGAAAACCCAAUGGAGAGACUCCAAAUCUCCCCCCUGCUCCUCCCUUUUCCCCUACCUACUCCAUGACUGUUAUCAUUUCGAUCAUCUCCAGCUUUGCCCUGAUAGUGAUCCUUGCUAUUGUCACCCUAGUUUGCUGCCGUCGGCGAAAGCAAUGGAAAAACAAAAAGAGGGAGUCAGAAACGCCGACGCUCACCACACUGCCCUCUGAACUCCUCUUGGACAGGCUGCACCCCAACCCUAUGUACCAGCGGAUGCCCCUUCUCCUCAAUCCAAAGUUACUCAGCCUGGAGUAUCCACGAAACAAUAUUGAAUAUGUGAGAGAUAUUGGGGAAGGAGCAUUUGGCAGAGUCUUUCAAGCAAGGGCUCCGGGACUGCUGCCUUAUGAGCCUUUCACAAUGGUGGCUGUGAAAAUGCUAAAGGAAGAAGCGUCUGCGGACAUGCAAGCUGACUUUCAGAGGGAGGCAGCCCUCAUGGCAGAAUUUGACAAUCCGAAUAUUGUCAAACUUUUAGGUGUGUGUGCUGUUGGGAAACCAAUGUGCCUCCUAUUUGAAUAUAUGGCCUACGGGGAUCUUAACGAAUACCUGCGUGACCGCUCCCCACGCAACCUCUGCAGCCUGGUGCACGGCAGCCUGGACACGCGGCUCCGUCUCUCCAACCCCUUGGCCCUGUGCUGCACCAGCCAGCUCUGCAUUGCCAAGCAGGUGGCUGCCGGCAUGGCCUACCUCUCUGAGCGCAAGUUUGUGCACCGGGAUUUGGCCACCAGGAAUUGCUUAGUGGGAGAGAACAUGGUAGUCAAAAUUGCCGAUUUCGGUCUCUCGAGGAACAUGUAUUCGGCAGACUAUUACAAGGCGAAUGAGAAUGAUGCCAUUCCCAUCCGCUGGAUGCCCCCCGAGUCCAUUUUCUACAACCGUUACACCACGGAGUCCGACGUGUGGGCCUACGGGGUGGUGCUGUGGGAGAUCUUCUCCUACGGCAUGCAGCCCUAUUAUGGCAUGGCUCACGAGGAGGUCAUCUACUACGUGAGGGAUGGCAACGUCCUCUCCUGCCCUGACAACUGCCCCUUGGAGCUCUACAACCUGAUGCGCCUGUGCUGGAGCAAGCUGCCCUCCGACCGGCCGGGCUUUGCCAGCAUCCACCGCAUCUUGGAGCGCAUGUAUGAGAGGGCGGUGGCUGCUGCGCAGGUCUGA
Messenger RNA from Struthio camelus australis, 2844 nucleotides. It is a transcript of the gene MUSK, whose product is annotated as muscle associated receptor tyrosine kinase. Lineage: Eukaryota; Metazoa; Chordata; Aves; Struthioniformes; Struthionidae. The record is from RefSeq and is a predicted model, not a curated record. Gene Ontology annotation, cellular component: plasma membrane; signaling receptor complex. Gene Ontology annotation, biological process: protein phosphorylation; cell surface receptor protein tyrosine kinase signaling pathway; positive regulation of phosphatidylinositol 3-kinase/protein kinase B signal transduction. Gene Ontology annotation, molecular function: transmembrane receptor protein tyrosine kinase activity; Wnt-protein binding; ATP binding.